AAUCCCAACGCUUCCUUUAGGCCUUUGUUUCUCUAUUUAAAUACACAUUUAUUGUAAAAUAUUUUCAAUGUGUAUCGAAUGAAAAUAUAUAGGGUGAUAAUAAAUUUAUCAACACUCAACAAAUUAUUAUCAUCACCAACCAAUAGCAACAAUUAGAAACAGAGAUGAACGCAGUCGAUUGCAAAAUAGAUUCCAAAGCACCGGUGUUAGUAACCCACAAAAUAUCCAAAAUCCUGGAAUCAGUGAUCAAAACAAUAAAAUCCGAGAGGGACAAAGAUCCAUUAAAAAUUCCUGAAUUAGAUGUAUUAUUUACACAAUGUAAAAGUGAAAAUGCUGCUGUAAGCUCAGUGGCCUGUCAAUCCCUGGUCUGUCUGGUGGAUACAGAAUUAUUAGAAUUAACUCUAAUUCUAUCAAGAUUCAUCUCAAUACUCGGCGAAACGAAGAAUUAUUUAUCAAUCACAUCAGCAAUUUGUGAUUUAUUGAAAUUGGAUUUGAGGAACAGAAACUCUAAAGAUGAGUACACGUGUCCCUUCUCACUGCAGGCACCCCAGCAUCCCCUUAUCACUGUUCUCAUGCAAAAAAAUACAGUAUGGAGAGAUAUCCUUGGGCAUAUGCAGUCGAUGAUACACGAGUCAGAUCCAAAAUUUCUGAAACACUAUAUCGAACUCCUUCGUCCAGUUUUCGUCUACAUCCUCUGCAAUCCAACGGAUCACCUCCCCGAGAGUUGCAAGCAGCAGGCGUGGCACCUUUUGAUCAAAUCACCCGAAUCAAGCGAUUUGCAAUUGGAAAUUCUCCAACGGCUGUCCACGAAGACCCCAAACUCCUGCAUCGACACCAGUAACAGAAUCCUGGAGCUCUCUGAAUACUCGAUCACAGGAAAAAACGAUGAAUUAUGCCAAUCACUUGUACCAUUAGUUGCAGCAGUAAUUUUGGAGCUGUUAAAACACAAUUCUGAUCCAAAACCCAAUAUCCUGAUGCUGAAAACAAUGAUAGAUUAUGCUGAUGCUGCAGUGGGUACUACAGUAAUGUUUUUAUUAUCGGAAAUAACAGAGAUAACUCCCUGCGUGCACCUUCCAAGCAUAAUCCAAAUAGGCUCGUUGAUUUUGCAAAAGGGGAUCUGCGAUGAGAUAUCCUGCUACGCCUUUUUGUCCUCAAUCCUGCCCUGGAUGGCAUAUGCCUGUCAGUUGUCCAGUGAAGGCCUGAGUACUGCAAAACUCCUCAUAACAUCAAUAACAUCAAAAACUGACUGGCCGAAACUAGUGGCCCCUACCACUAAUAGAUUUUCCCCAGUAAUCCGGCAGUGCAGCCCCAACUAUCAAUUCUACGGUACCAUCUGUCAUCACCUCACUACUGAAUCCGACAGAUCCACUAUUUCGUGGCUCGAGAGACUUCUCCUCACUCCAGGAAACGUCAUCCUCACCUUCAAGCAUGUGCUGUCUGGUCUGUUCCUGCAGGCAAUGAACUCUGAAAUUGUUUUGAGAGCAUUAAAAGGAUUAAUAAGGAUCGCCAAAGACUCCCCCGACACAGCUCCCAACAUCCUCUCCGUCAUCCUCCAUAAACUGACAAAAGUCAAGGACAUUGCAGAGACAAAGGACAUUCUUUUUGCUGUACCAGAACUUGCAGUGUCAAAGGAGAACAUUCCAACGAUAAUUCAUGUUGUGAAGACUCUGACCUCGUCAGAGCCUGUCCUCAAAUACCUGGCAAUUGAGCUGUACCUGAAGCUCAGGGAGGUGGAGCCCCGUUGUCAUCGUUACCUCGUUUCUGCUCUAAUUUCCCUCAGCGAUGAUGACUCCUCGUUUAUGGGGACGGUGACCUGUGCUAACGCCAUGAAAAUCAUCUGCGAGAGAUAUCCAGAGCAUGGGGCAGAGCUCGUUCCCUUGCUUUCUCAGAUCUUCAACAGGUGCACAAAUCAAACUGGAUCAGCUGCGAGUGCUUUGGCCCUUCGAGGUAUCUCAGCACUCUGUGUUGCAGGAAUAACAGAUGUCUACUCAACCUGGCGUGUACUAUCCCCCAGGAUGAAUGAGGAGAGGCGAACUGUCGUCAUCAGCAGCAUUUGUGAAUUCUUCGGGGAUGUUCCAUCGGCCUCCCCUUAUCUCGAGGAAGAGGUCCACGAAUUGAUGGAGGAGAGCCUGAGAAAAUUGUGGUCUUUCGCUUGUCACGAGAAUAAAGAAAUCGUCAGGGCUGCUUUUCAGGCUUUGGCUUCGUACAAAAUACACGAUAUGAGAGUCGCUUAUCUGCCUGUGAGCUUCACCAGUCACUUGUCUAAGUCAGAUGAAAAGAAAAUAGGAGAAGGGGAUCUUCAGAAUGUGCAGGAGUUGACGUAUGUCCCUGGCUCCUGCUGGAUCAAGAUGCUGGAGAAUAUUCGUGGUCAAGCAAUGGAAGCAGCUGGGGAUUUCCUGAUUAAAUUUAUUACUGAGGAGUUGUAUGGGUACAAGAGUGGUAUUUACACGUGGUCCAUGGGGGAGCCACUCAAUUACAAAUAUCUCCCAGACAAGAGCCUUGCUGGAAGCAUUGGAGAGUAUUUGAGACGUGCAGCUAAUAAGUCCAGCAUUCAAGCUGUUGUUGUUGAAUGCAUGAGGAUAUUCUCAAAGAAAUAUCCAAAGGCACUGCCUAUUAUUCAGUUUCAUUUGUUCAAUGAUGCUAUCAAUAUUUCGGAGGAAACUCGAUCCUAUGGGGUCUCAUUGGCCUGUCAUCAAGCAGCUGUUUCACCAUCAGCUAAAGAGUACCUCAGCAAAUUGCUGGGAGAAGUGAGUGAUUGUAACUCGAUGAAUUCUGAGGAGUUCCAAAAAGCCUGGCAUCUCUGCACACAUCUAGAGGACAUCUGUCGUAGCGCAUCGUCCAGUGUGUUGGGCCCGUUUCUGGAGGCGAUAAUCAAUUGUAUUGUUGAGAGGGCCAUUGUCAACAAUGAGAAUGCUGUUUCUAUGUUCAAUGAGGUCAUGAAGAGAUGUGCCAAUGUUUUGCAUGAUGAUCUUGUUCUUCACGAUAAUAAGACGAUAAUUGGGAAUAUUUUGGAGAGAUUGGGAGAGAAAGUCGAUGUUGAUCAUAAGAUUUAUCAGAGUAUUGUUGGGGCAAUGCUGGCAUUGCCAACGGAGCAGAUUGAACGGAUGACUCUACCUAGUGUUUGGGAGGAAAUAACGACUGAAAAGCUGGAGAAGGCUAUUGAAAUCCGGGGGGGAUUGGUGUUAAAGAGGGAUAAUGAGAUCCCUUUGAGCUGGAUGAAUGAGAUAUUGAGGGUUUCCUCGACUCUGCCGAGUGUGCACGGACGUUUGCUCAAGACUUUGCAGCGGAUCUUGAGGGAUUUGAGGCAUGAAAAGUCGAAUGCUGAUUGGACGUGGAGCCUGAUGUACAGAAUUCAGGUCACGAUUCUCGGUACUGAUGAUGACCAAGCCAUCAAAGUUGCUGAAUUCAUGUGUGACGCACUAUUCGUUACGAUAAUUGUCUUGGCUUGUGAUGAUUGUUUGCUGAGAGAUGAGGGAGCAAUUGCCACAUCUAGUGGGAUCAGGGGGGAAUUGUUUCCUCAUGCUGUUUACAGGAUUGUCCAGAUGCCUGGCUGGAAGAACAUCACGCAACAGAUUAUAGAAUGGCUACAUGUGGUCAGAUCGAGUUGUCUAUCUGCAAUGUACAAAAGUAUCUUUCAUAAUGCCUUAAGUUCACUUAAAAACGAAAAGUAUUUAAAUGAACAGUGGACGAGAUACUUUUCUGUUAAGAGUCCAUUGAGUAUUGUGGUACCUUCGAACGACUAGAUUUUCGGUGUUCG
Fopius arisanus is the source of this 3757-nucleotide messenger RNA. RefSeq names its product focadhesin. The record is from RefSeq and is a predicted model, not a curated record. Gene Ontology annotation, biological process: regulation of post-transcriptional gene silencing. The transcript has 2 exons. The coding region runs from base 165 to 3743 and encodes 1192 amino acids. NCBI's taxonomy places the organism in Eukaryota, Metazoa, Arthropoda, Insecta, Hymenoptera, Braconidae.